AUACUACUACUACUAGUACUACUUUAGUUUAGUUGGUAUUUUUGGUGUUUCUCUGUAAAAAGUCAGGUUAUUUUAAUCGAUCCAUGGAUUAAACUCCUGAUUCACAUAUUGAUAUAUAAAGACACUGUUUCCCAGUUUUUGCAUGAGCUCCCCCUGCAGGUGGAGCUUUGUCAGUGCAGUUUGGAUCAGACACAGAGAUACAGAAUAUUUGGAGCUUUUGUCAUGUCUCCGUUUUAGUAUUUUAAAAUAUCUCAAUUGCUUUCACUUGGUUUUGUUGCCCCAUUAAUCAUUACAUAGAAGCUACUGACUUGAAUUUAGAUUCAAGGGUCAUUACGUUUGUUGUUUCUUCAUCACAAACAGACCUGGAGUUAUGUUUGUUUUUUUCUUUCACACGUUAAACACACACAUCCUGGAUAUUUAGGCUGAGUUCUUCUCUCAAAUUGAAAACACUCUGUUGAUCAUUUGGAUCAUUUCAGCUCUGGAAUUCCUGUCAUUGAAGUAAAAUUAAAAGGUCCUAAGGUGGAACAGAGCAUCUGGAGCUUUGGAGAUGUAGACAGACUAAUAAUAAAGAUUUACUCAAACAUGUGAAUGAAACAAAACACAACUCCAGAAAUGUUUCUGAGGAGGUUGUAUGGCUUAAAGCUCACCACAGGCAAUUUUAAGUACUAUAGAACCUUAAAAAAAAUAAAUAAAAAAUCUGCUUAAUUUUCAUGUUUUUACAGAAACACAGGAGACGACACCCCCGACCUCUGCACAGAUGAGAUACAUUCUUCUUCACAACGGGAUCCCCUUCGUUGGUUUUGGAUUUCUGGACAACGCCAUCAUGAUCGCAGCUGGCACGCAGAUUGAAUUGUCCAUUGGAGUGACUCUGGGAAUCUCCACUAUGGCAGCUGCGGCUCUGGGGAACCUGGUGUCUGACCUGGCUGGACUCGGUCUGGCCGGGUACGUCGAGGCGCUGGCUUCCAGAUUGGGGAUGCAGGGUCCAGAGCUGACCCCCAAACAGGCGGACAUGUGGCAGACGCGACUCAGCGCUCACCUGGGCAAAGCCAUUGGCAUUUGCAUCGGCUGCCUUCUGGGAAUGUUCCCUCUGCUCUUCAUCAGUGAAGACGAGGAAGACGACAAGAAGUCUCACUCCUCCGACAACAACGGAACCCAAUGAGCUGUCAACCAAUCACAGGGCACCGUUCAAGAAGUCUCACUCGAACGAGCCAAUCACAGGGCACCGUUCAACACUACAGCUGCUGCUAUUGGUCAACACCCUCAAGCCUUUCAACCAAUCAGAGCACAAGAUCCAAGACACUAUUGGCCAGCACUCCAUUUGAACCAAUCAGGACGCAGAAUCAGACUUUAUUGUCUUGUGGGUCAAAACGACCAAUCAGAAAACAAGAUCCAGCACUACAGUUCACAUGGAGCCAACCUCUUGGUGCAUUUCAGAUUCAGGAGGUAAAAUUUGUCUCAUCUAAAAAAUCUAAACAUCAAGAGUCUGAAGGCGUGAAAGUUAAACAUCUGUGAGGUUACCCAUAGCAACAAAAAAAGGCCGAGUUACAGUAAUAUUUCAGAUUUUUAUUUAUUAAAAAUUUACAACAAAACAUUAGUGAACCCCUGUAUGAGCUGAAAGUGAGAUUGUCUGACACUUAAAGAGAGGGGAUUGAGCAAAACCAUUUUUUUUAGAUUAUAAGAUUCCCUCAUCAAAAACAUGUCUGAAGAGGUUUUAGGUGUCAUCUGUUUGAGUAAUCUAGUGAUCUCUCCUCAAACACUCCUUACUGUUAGCAGAACAAUCCUGUACAAGGCUCCGCCCACAAGUCUACAUCACCCAUGCUCCCACACGACUGUUCUCCAUAAAUACACAGAUUCAUUAGCAGGAUGCAUGUUGAUUGUGUUGUGAUAGUGAUGUGAAGGGGGAGCAACUUAGCACGGAGAGACAGAGGAAGGAGAGACUUGACUUUUGUUUAAGCCAAAAUUAAAUAAUAAUACUUUGUUUUGAGAGAAUAUAGCAUUUUCGAAAAAAUAAAAGGUAACAUGGUGAUCUAAUAUGUUCAUGUUACAGUUAAGAGCCCAGAGAAGUCCAAUACUCCCUCUUUAAGUUUAAAUGAAUCACUCAAAAUCCAGCUCUGAGUCACUGACAAGGGACAACUUUUUAUAAGUCAGUUUAAAAUAUUGUGUUUUUUUUCUAUGGGAAAAAAAGUUAUGGAAAUUUGACUUGAAUCAGAAAAAUAUGCUCACUGCUGCACUUCAUUGGUCAACGCUGAAUCCUUUGUCCAACCACCACAUGGGAGACGGGCAGACAAAUUUUCAGCCAAUCACAAAGACUGUUCCUCUUCUUAUUGGUCAAAUAGAAGUAUUGAAGUACUGGGUGUGUUUAAGAUGUGCAAAACGGUCAAGGCGACAAAAAGCAACUGCAGCAGCCUUCACCUGCUUUCAUGAACUACAAACCCUAAAGGCAUGAUGGGAAAUGCACAUGUGCCUAACAGCUGAAUGGAUCUGAUAAAAAUGUGACGCAAACCCCGUUCUUACGUUCUUCUACUUUUAUACAACACAGAUGCUUCAAAUGAGACUGAAGAGCUGCAGGUGCCUGAGCGUGUGAACUUCUUCGUGAGCUCUGUGUUCUUUGCUCUGGGGAUGUGCGCUCCGUCCGUCCUUGUGGGGGAAACAGGAGUAUGGUGGCUGGAGGAGGAUGGAGUUCUAUCCUGAUCUGUCCUGUCAGCAGGACUCUGUGUGAGCUGAGGCACUGGCUGUUCUCGCGCUCGUGGACUGUCUGAACCAUAGACUGUAUAAAGAGAAUAUACAGUUAUAUACACAGUCAUAUACACAGUCCUAUGUGCAGUCAUGCACAGUUAUAUGCAGCCAUAUACAGUUUUAUAUAAACUUUUAUGUACACAGCCAUAUACAGUCAAACAUUCAUAUACACAGUUUUAUACACAGUUAUAUACUGCCAUAUACAAAGUCAUAUAUAUACUCAUACACCCUCAUACACAGCCAUACACAGCUAUAUACAGUCAUAUACACAGUUUUAUACACAGACAUAUAUAUACUCAUACACCUAUACGGUCAUAUUUACACACUCAUAUACGAUCUAUGGCAGGGGUGUCCAAACUUUUUUCAUCAAGGGCCACAUAUCUAAACACAGAUGAAACAGAGGUCUGAUCGAGGGCCACAGACUGAUGCUCAGUACAGUGAAUAAUUGAAAUAUGUGCAUGUUUAAACAUCCUUAAAACCACACACUAAAUAUGAAAUAUUAGCUUCAUCAAGGCAGAUUUUCAAAAAAUUUGCAGUGAAAAUAUUUUUUUAAUUGAUGCAAGGUAAUUUGGGCCAAUUCUCCUGGAAGUCUGAGGGCCAAGAAAAACUUGUCUGAGGGCUGCAUUUGGCCCCCGGGCCAAAGUUUGGACAUGCCUGAUCUAUGGUUUUUAUAAAGAGUAUACACAGUCAUAUAUACAGUCAUAUACACAGUUAUAUACAAAGUCAUAUACAGCCUAUGGUUCAAGGCGAUUAGAGUCUUUUCCUCCUCCUCUUGUUGUUGAUCCCGGUGAGGAUGUGGCCGUCUUAAACACACCUAUUGUCUUGUUUCUCAGCAGCGUCUACCUCACGUCAAAGUUUUACACAUUUUAAAGAAAUGCACAAAAACACAAAGCUGUUGUUUACCACGGACACAUCAACCAAAGAGAGACACCCUGCUGGAGUCUGUCUGAAAACUAAAGACAUGGUCUGGACAAUGUGGGACUAAACUGGAUUCAACUGGACUCAACUGGACAGAGGUGAUAAGAGAGAAUUAUAUAUGUAGUACAAUUUUUUUAGAUCAAAAUUUUGGAGACGUGAAGGAGCCCAAACCAAAAAGUCGAUCUCUCUGAAGAGCACAAUAACUGAAGACAAAGUGCAUUUGACAGAUUCAUGUUUGUCUAAUUCUGACUUGGUUUGGUGGACAGUACCUGUGCCUGAUAUGGAUCAUAAUUUUACAUCAGUUAAGUCAGUUUGUGGGAAAAAGUUGAGAACAAAAGUACAAAAAUACAGGAAGUAGGUCUGAGUGGUAAAACAGAAUCCCUCUGCCUAUGUCACCAACACAGAAAACUUCAUCCAAAAUAGAGUUUAUGCACAAGGAAGGACUUUCUCUGACAGUUUAAACCUUCAUUUAACUAAAUAAAGGUGAUGUCAUUUAUUUCCAUAAGUCUAAUCAUAACUAUUGUGUAAUUUAGACCCAUUUUGGCCUUUGUUUAUAUUAUGCUUGCUAUAGAAUUGUUAUAGAAUUACCUCGACGUAUGUCACAUGUGCUGCUGUGUCCAACCAUCCAACCUUCACCGAAAUGUCAAUAGAACAAACCAGGCAAAGUUUUUUGUAAUGAUGUUUUUGAUUUUGUAAUAAUGAUGUUAACUUUGUUUUAGAGAAAUGUAUUUAACCUUUCAUAUGCACAAUAUGUAAGAUUUAGAUUUUAAAUGUCAUAAACCUGACCUCUCUUGUCCUCAGAUAUGUUCAAAUCAAAUUGUAAUCCUGACUUAUUCUUAAUGAGAAAAGCACAGGACACGAUGUCAUUUAUUUAUGUUUUAAUUGUGUGUUUUAGUCUGAAAAAAACAAUUGAGUCAGAAUGAGCCUCACAUGACUCUCUCAUUUGGGUUGCCAAGUUCAAUGCUGAAAUCCAGUGUGUUUAAACCUAAAAUGCUUCUCUCUGAUCUGAUGGCCGUUCCCUAAACCCGAGCACUUGCACCAGCCUGAGUCAGUGCUAGUGCAGCCUCUGCAGCUCAGGGAGGGAAUUCUGGAGGUUGUGAGCUUCACAUGAGACCUCAACAUAAUCUGAGAAUGAGACAAACUUGGAUGUGUCUCUAUCUGCAGGUGAAGACUCUGGAGACACAGGCUCCGAUGUGAUUGUAGUAACUUUUAAACAGUAAGAGGAGGACACAGCUCCUUUAAUCAUAAAUAUCUUUUCAGACAGAUUUUUACACACAGAACCUACAGAAAGACAUAUCUUUGAGCCAAAGUUCAGGGUGUGGCUGCUGCUUAUCUGCUGCUCCACUCCGCUUUAGACUGACUACACUGCUCUAACCAAAAGUGGAAAUGAGCUGAACCAGCACAAACCUGCACACAUUAAAUAUAAUCAUGUGAUCUCUCAGCUUUACACUCCUGCACAUUUCAUCAGAACUGAUCCGGAGCAGUUCAUCACAUUUGGAUUGAGAAGGACACUCAGUCCUGUCCAAUGGUCAGUGUGACUUUACAGCCAAUCCUUCAUCAGGAAAGACUGGUUUGGAGCAGACGCACGAUGAAGGAGGAAGAAACUCAACUAUUUUUGUUGAAGUGCCUUUCCUCAGAGCCUCUGCUUUGGCACAAUCAAUCAUAGUUUCGACACCCUCCUAAAGUACCCUAUAGCUACACCAACAAGACAAACCCUUAUGUUUUUUUUUUGUGUGUUCAGACUCUUGAGAAUCUUGUUCGGCUCUGGCUGAAGUAUUAACAUGUGACUGGUCCAAGACUGACCAAUCAUGUUGCAGCACUGUGCUUUGUGCAGAAGUCAGCAUUGAAUAAACCAAAAUAAACCUGGAGAUGCAGACAGAUGUACUUUGACCUAUUUGCAAAGAAAUAUGGACUGUUUAGUUUGUGAGAAACCUGUGGAGGGAAAGAUGUCUGUGCUUUUCUGAAACUGAAUUUAAUUAAAGUUAGACUUUUUCAUCUUGCUCUACUGUUGUGACCAAUCAGAGUCAAGUAUUUGUAUGAACGCUGUGGUCGUUGGUUCUGAUCUUUCAGUGAGAGCGUCCCAGACUGAUGAGGACUCUGUUCAGAGGGACACACUGAGUCUGAGAGUCUGGAUCUGAAUAAUGGUGCAUGUUUUUUUUUCUCACAAUUUUCAGGAAACAAAAAACUGAACCAAUUGAAACCUGUACAACAUGUGAUCAUACGAAUAGAAGAGAAGUGAUACACAACACUUCAGUCAGCUGUGCAACUCAAAACCCAGCCUUUGUAUCUGAGGCCUCACUUUCUCUGACGUGUGGUGCUUAUCUCAGAGGGAGUCCAUUUAGAAGUGUUUUCUGGACACAGAGCAGUGGGCUCAUCUGUAUCCAAUGUGGCUGCCCUCACAGAGCUCUGAUACAUGCAAAAACAAAACAAAAAAAAACACAGAAUGUUAUUUUAGUCCAUUUUGAAGGUUUCAUAACAUGUGCAGCUUGUAUUUUUUGUGUGUUUUUAGAAUGAAGUAAACAGUAUUGAUUUAUUUUGUCUCAGUCCCCCGAGUGGACUCUCUGCUACCCCCAUGUGGACUGUCAUGGAAAUGAAAGUUUAUGUUUGAAAUGUUUGUGUAAGAUUUAUAGCAGUAAAAUGGGUCUGUGCAGUUGACUCUGAAAUGUGUGAUUGGUAAAAAAAAGUUACAUUAAAAUUGUGGAAAUAAU
Messenger RNA from Boleophthalmus pectinirostris (great blue-spotted mudskipper), 6362 nucleotides. RefSeq names its product transmembrane protein 65 (gene tmem65). Gene Ontology annotation, biological process: regulation of cardiac conduction; cardiac ventricle development. Bases 758 to 1159 code for a protein of 133 amino acids. Gene Ontology annotation, cellular component: mitochondrion. The record is from RefSeq and is a predicted model, not a curated record. The transcript has 6 exons. Lineage: Eukaryota; Metazoa; Chordata; Actinopteri; Gobiiformes; Gobiidae.